AUGGUAACUUCACAAACUUUGGCAACCGCUCGCAAAGACAUAAGAUAUAGAACUAAGAAACGUAACCAUGAAAAACCAUCCAUAGUUAUCGCUGUGUAUGAUUACUGGCUUAAUAAGCGUGUUCAGUCAAGGCAACCUCUCCUUUACGCUGUUCGACAAGAGCGACGUGACGGUGGUAGUAACACGGAUCCAUAUGUGGCGUUCCGAAGACGGAGUGAAAAGAUGCAAACCCGUAAAAACCGAAAAAGUGAUGAGCAGUCGUACGAAAGGAUGUUGAUCUUAAGAGAACAAAUGGAUUCUCUAGGGGAGAUACUCGGUCGACUUGUCAAACGUGAAGCUACAAAGGAAGCAAUUGUUAACUGUGAUUACAGAUGCUUUCAGCUUAGAUGUAAGCUAUGCGACUGGGAAGGCUCAAGUCUCCUAGAAGCCGAAACUUUAGUGCGGAACCAUCACGAGGAUGAAGGUGUAGUAACUAUGAAGUCUUUGAAAGACAACAAAAGACGUCCUAAUCGCAAGCGCAAACUGGUCAAGAGGUUCAGCAAUCUUCCAAACUCCACAAGUUCCGACGAGGCUUCUGACAAUGAUGAUGAUAAUGAUGAUCAAAGUGGACCAUUCUCUUUUGUUAGAACUCCUGGUUGCCGAUAUUUGAAGCCAAGGUCAUUGCUAGAAGAGUGUUCCACACUUUCCAGUCUCCAUCCUUCCCGCUCACCUUAUUCCUGCUAUACAUUAGCGACAAUUCCACGACUGUGUCAUACAAAGCAUCUUACCUAUACUGGCUAUAUAAGGCGUCGCCUUGGUCGUGGCGGUCGAAUAAUAUGUGAUCGCGUUGCAGCCCCUCGCCACUUUCUGCUUAUCUCCAGUCCUAUGAUGCGGAUUUGAGAUCUAGUGGUUCAGCUAGUCCAAGUCUUAUACCCUCAAACUUUUGCUGGCGACAGUCACAAACAAAAGAUGUUGCUUUGUUUAAUAGACUAAAGACUUCUAUUUUCAGUUCGCAUCGUGAGCGUCCUUCAUUCUCCUGGCCUGUUUCUGAAACUAUCUUCCCACCAAUACCCUUCGAACCCAUACUUAUUGAAUCUAAAGGUUCCACGGAUCAUCGUUCCUCUCCCAUUUUCUACUCGAAGACGGAUUGUCCAACAACUUCGAGGAAGCAUCCGGAUGAUGUGACCAUAGAUGAAGUUGCUCUGGACGCGGGACGUGAGUUAAAUGAUGUUCCGAAUGACGGUUUGUUGAUUCAGGAAAAACAUUCUCCCUUGCACCCUCAGAACGAUCUAAUGCCAAAGAAAUCAGUUAAUGUAUCGUCCGCGGUUAUGAUUCCCAUCACGAAUCCAAAUAUGUGUCAAACCUCCCAGGCCAUAUUGGUGCCGAAGCCUAGCAAUAGUUUGGUAUCAACUCAUCGCCUGUGGCGAAAGCUGGCAAGGCCAUACGGUGUUACACUUCAGCCUUCUGAGUUUCCCAGGUCCCAUAGUGUUGAUGUUUCUUUCAGUAAUUCUAAUGGUAACGGCCUUUCUUCGACGGACAAUAAAAUGUUGCUGACCGAUCCUUCAGUCUUGCCACCACCUAAAGUACGCUGUUUAACUCGUGACUGUGGGUCUAGGGAUUCAAAAGUUCCUGGUCCUCAGCUGCAUGUUACGAAUGGAGUGAGCCCAACACAGAUUUUUCAGCUUCCAACUUAAUCUUUCGAACUUUGCAAUAUGGAAGUUGUCUUUUUAUAGUUCAUUGUUAGCAUUUAACUAAACUCUUCUCAAGUAUUACCUCAUUAUACCUUUUGUGAACAGUUUAUUUGCAAUCCCAGUGGUAUGAUCUUGUAGCUUUUGUAAAGCUUAUUAUUAUUGCGCUUCUGCGCUUCAGUUGUACAUAGGGGCCUUCACGGCCACCCCUUUCAUUUUCCCUGUACACUUUCCCCUUCGCUCCAACGAGCUUGUACAUUUUAUUGGCGCAUAGCGUCGUAUGUCAAUUGAAUCAAUGCAUAAUCUGAAUGAAUUGUUUUCUUUUUAUGUAGUUGUGAUAAAUUUGUUUGUACCUUGGUA
Molecule: messenger RNA, 2027 nt
Organism: Schistosoma haematobium
Lineage: Eukaryota; Metazoa; Platyhelminthes; Trematoda; Strigeidida; Schistosomatidae
Product: Enhancer of polycomb 2
Exons: 6
Coding region: 1-879 (292 amino acids)
Biological process (GO): regulation of transcription by RNA polymerase II
Cellular component (GO): piccolo histone acetyltransferase complex
Source: RefSeq, a predicted model, not a curated record